UCUGAUAUGGAGGUGUUGCUGUGCCUUCUUAUUCAGGGAGGUGAUAUUGAGGGAGCAGGUGAGGUUAUCCGUGAUGUGAACUCACAGAACUUGGUUCACUUGACUCUCCCUACAGAGGAGCCAUGUAUACACAGAGGGGGAUGGUUUAUCUUCACUUUCCCAAAGUUCAGAAGCAUUUCCUUGGUCUUGUCCACAUUCAGACUGGGGUUGUUGUUCUCACACCGGUCCACCACCCUCUCCACGUCCUCUCUGUACUCCAACUGAUCAUCGUUGUUGCUGAGGCCACAACAACUGUUGUGUCGUCUGCAAACUGUAUGACAGGGUUUGAGCUGAAUCUCGUGACACAGUUGUGUGUCAGCAGCGGGCUGAGCAUACAGACCUGGGGAGCGCCAGUGCUCAGUGUAACGGGACUGGAGACUUUACUGUCCACACAGACUGACCUUUCCAUUCAGAGUCCAUUGAUCCAGUUACAGAGGGAGGUGCUGACACUCAGAGAGGGCAGUUUCUGAGGUAUGAUGGUGUUAAAUGCCAAACUGGUGUAUAAAUGUGAGACUCCAUUUUCCAGGUGGGACAGGACAGAGUGGAUGGCAGAGGCUAAUGCAUCAUCAUUGGAUCAAUUCAAUCCAAACCAAAAAGUGAACCAGAAGGAGCCCAAGAUAAGUGAGAAAGAGGCUUUAAUGUGCCCCAUGACCAGCUGGUCAAAGCAUUUCAUAAUGUCUGGUGUUAAUGCCACCAGACAAUUGUCAUUUAAUUAUGUUACUGUCACCUUCUUUGUCCUGGAAUGACAGUUGCCGGCUUGGAAACUGAGGGGACAAUGGACUGCCCCAGAGAGGUCUUGAAUACAUCCAUCAGCACCUCAGUUAGCUGGGAUGCACUGUCAUUCACAACCCGACCUGGUAUAUUAUCAGCUUUGUGUGGGUUAACACUGGCCAGUGUCUUCCUCACCUCAGCUUCAGCCAGAUGGAGGGUCUGAUCCCCUGGGUGCCUCUCUCACCAGCACUUUGUUCUGUGCAUCAAACACGCCGUAAACUCUCCUGCACACAAUUGACAAACUCUAUCCCAUCUAGUCUGUUCAGAGUAUUUGAAUCCCAGGUCAAUAUGUGGAAAGUUAAAAAUCACCUAUUAUCACAACCUUAUGUUUCUUGAAACUGUCUGUGUUCUCUACAGAUUUACCCCUCUGACUAUUCGGUGGUUUGUAAUAUGAUCCUAUUAAUGUCGUCACCCAUUUCUUGUCCCGUAAUCCUACCCAUAUAGCUUCAGUACUCGAGCUGUCCAGCCUGUCCUGUUGGAACACUGCCGUGACUAGUAAUGUCACCACUCCCCCUUUAAUCCCCCUGUCUGUUGUGUCUAAACCAAUGGAUCCCCACAAUAUUGAGCAGCCAGUCCUGCCCCUCCUGUAACCAAAUCUCACUAAUGCUACAGUGUCAUAAUUCCACGUGCUGAUCCAUGCCCUGAGCUCAUCUGCCUCUCCUAUAAUACAUUGUAUUGAAAUAUACACAACCAAGAACAUUAGUCACACCGUGCCUAACCUUUUGUUUCCUCACAUUUAAACAGAGAGAGGAGGCUAAAAAUUCUAUAUCUGAAUGCACGAAGUGUCAGAAAUAAGGCAGAUGAGCUUGAAGCCCAGGUGCGAGUGGGUAACUAUGAUGCUGUUGGGAUAACGGAGAUGUGGCUGCAGGGAGAUCAGACCUGGGAAAUGAAUGUACAAGGGUAUACAUGCUAUCGUAGGGACAGAAAUGUGGGCAGAGGGGGUGGAGUGGCCCUGUUGGUGAGGAACGAGGUUCAGUCCUUUGCAAGGGGGGACAUAGGAUCAGGAGAAGUAGAGUCUGUGUGGAUAGAACUGAGGAACAGUAAGGGCAAAAAGACCCUAAUGGGUGUUGUCUACAGGCCACCAAACAGUAGCAUGGAUAUUAGAUACAAGUCGCAGUAGUAAUGGGGAAUUUCAACAUGCAGGUGAACUGGGAGAAUCAGGUUGGUGCUGGACCCCAGGAUAGGGAGUUUGUAGAGUGCCUAAGGGAUACAUUCUUGGAACAGCUUGUACGAGAGCCAACCAGGGACAAGGCUGUUCUGGAUUUAGUGUUGUGUAAUGAACAGGAUUUGAUAAGCGAUAAGUGACCAUAAUAUGAUAAGUUUUUUAUUUGCAAUUUGAGAAGGAUAAGGGCAGAUCGGAGGUCUCAGUGUUGCAGUUGAACAAAGGAGACUAUGGAGCCAUGAGGGAGGAGCUGGCCAAAGUUGACGGAUAUCCGAGCAGAAAAGACGGUGGGAAAGCAAUGGCAGGUAUUCUUGGGAAUAAUGCAUAAGGUGCAAAAUCAGUUCAUCCCCUGGAGGAGGAAGGAUCCAAAGGAGGGAAAGGGGCCACAGUGGUUGGCAAAGGUCAGAGAUUGCAUAGCAUUUAAAAAAAAAGGAAGUAUGACAGAGCUAAGGUGGGUGGGAGGACAGAUGAUUGGGAAAUUUUUAAGGAACAAUAGAACUUAACUAAAAAAGCAAUACGGGGAGAAAAAAUGAGGUACGAACGCAAGCUAGCCAGGAAUAUAAAGGAGGAUAGCAAAAGCUUUUUUAGGUAUGUGAAGAGAAAGAAGAUAGUUAAGAACAAUGUUGGGCCCUUGAAGAAUGAAUUGGGUGAAAUUGUUAUAGGAAACAGAGAAAUGGCAGAAGAAUUUAACAAGUACUUUAGAUCUGUCUUCACUAGGGAAGGCACAAGCAAUCUUCCAGAUGUAUGGAUGGGCCAAGGACAUAGGGUAACAGAGGAAAUGAAACAGAUUGAUAUUGGGAAGGAAACGGUGAUGAGUAGACUGAUGGGACUGAAGGCUGACAAAUCCCCAGGUCCAGAUGGUCUGCAUCCUAGGGUACUAAAGGAGGUGGCCCUGGAAAUUGCGGAUGCAUUGGUAAUCAUUUUUCAAUGUUCCUUAGAUUCAGGAUCAGUUCCUGAGAAUUGGAGAAUGGCUAAUGUUAUCCCACUUUUUAUGAAAGGAGGGAGGGAGAAAACAGAGAACUAUCAUCCUGUCAGCCUAACAUCAGUAGUGGGGAAGAUGCUAGAGUCGAUUAUUAAAGAUGAAAUAGUGGCAUAUCCAGAUAGCAGUGAUAGGAUUGGGCCGAGCCAGCAUGGAUUUACCAAGGGCAAGUCAUGCUUGUAGUUUUUUGAGGUUGCAACCAGGAAGUUAGACAAGGGAGAUCCAGUGGAUGUAGAGGAUUUUCAGAAGGCUUUUGAUAAGGUCCCACAUAAGAGAUUCGUGGGUAAAAUCAAAGCUCAGGGCAUCGGGGGGAAGACAUUGACAUGGAUAGAAAACUGGUUGGCAGAUAGAAAGCAAAGGGUAGCGGUGAAUGGGUGUUUCUCGGAAUGGCAGGUGGUGACCAGUGGGGAGCCACAGGGACCACAGCUGUUUAUGAUUUACAUCAACGAUUUAGAUGAAGGCAUUGAGAAUAACAUCAGCAAGUUUGCUGAUGAUACUAAGCUGGGUGGCAGUGUGACGUGAUGAGGAUGUUAGGAGAAUUCAGGGUGACUUGGAUAGGCUGGGUGAGUGGGCAGAUACUUGGCAGAUGACGUUUAAUGUGAAUAAGUGUGAGGUUAUCCACUUUGGGAGUAAGAACAGGAAGGCAGAUUAUUAUCUGAAAGGUGUAGAGUUAGGUAAGGGAGAAAUACAAAGAGAUCUAGGAGUCCUUGUUCAUCAGUCACUGAAGGUGAAUGAGCAAGUGCAGCAGGCAGUGAAGAAGGCUAAUGGAAUGUUGGCCUUUAUUUCAAAGGGGAUUGAAUACAAGAGCAAGGAAAUCCUUUUGCAUUUGUACAGGGCCCUGGUGAGACCACACCUGGAAUAUUGUGUACAGUUUUGGUCUCCAGGGUUAAGGAAGGACAUCCUGGCUGUAGAGGAAGUGCUGCGUAGAUUCACAAGGUUAAUUCCUGGGACGUCCGGACUGUCGUACGCAGAGAGGUUAGAGAGACUGGGCUUGUACACGCUGGAAUUAAGGAGAUUGAGAGGGGAUCUGAUUGCAACAUAUAAGAUUAUUAAGGGAUUGGACAAGAUAGAGGCAGGAAAUAUGUUCCAGAUGCUGGGAGAGCCCAGUACCAGAGGGCAUGGUUUGAGAAUAAGGGGCAGAUCAUUUCGGACAGAGUUAAGGAAAAACCUCUUCUCCCAGAGAGUUGUGGGGGUCUGGAAUGCACUGCCUCGGAAGGCAGUGGAGGCCAAUUCUCUGGAUGCUUUCAAGAUCUUGAAGUAAAGGAGCCAUUAGGAGGUAGUGACCAUAAUAUGAUGUUUUUUUCUGCAAUUUGAGAAGGAUAAGGGCAGAUCGGAGGAGUCAGUGUUGCAGUUGAACAAAGGAGACUAUGGAGCCAUAAGGGAGGAGCUGGCCAAAGUUAACUGGAUGAAUAUCCUAGCAGAAAAUACUGUGGAAAAGCAAUGGCAGGUAUUCUUGGGAAUAAUGCACAAGGUGCAAAAUCAGUUCAUCCCCUGGAGGAGGAAGAAUUCAAAGGAGGGAAAGGGGCCACAGUGGUUGACAAAGGAAGUCAGAGAUUGCAUAGCAUUGAAAAAAAAGGAAGUAUGACAGAGCUAAGGUGGGUGGGAGGACAGAUGAUUGGGAAAUUUUUAAGGAACUACAGAACUUAAUUAAGAAAGCAAUAUGGGGAGAAAAAAUGAGGUACGAACGCAAGCUAUCCAGGAAUAUAAAGGAGGAUAGCAAAAGCUUUUUUAGGUAUGUGAAGAGAAAGAAGAUAGUUAAGAACAAUGUUGGGCCCUUGAAGAAUGAAUUGGGUGAAAUUGUUAUAGGAAACAGAGAAAUGGCAGAAGAAUUUAAUAAGUACUUUAGGUGUGUCUUCACUAGGGAAGACACAAGCAAUCUUCCAGAUGUAUGGAUGGACCAAAGACAUAGGGUAACAGAGGAAGUGAAACAGAUUGACAUUAGGAAGGAAACGGUGAUGAGUAGACUGAAGGGACUGAAGGCUGACAAAUCCCCAGGUCCAGAUGGUCUGCAUCCUAGGGUACUAAAGGAGGUGGCCCUGGAAAUUGCGGAUGCAUUGGUAAUCAUUUUCCAAUGUUCCUUAGAUUCAGGAUCAGUUCCUGAGGAUUGGAGAAUGGCUAAUGUUAUCCCACUUUUUAAGAGAGGAGGGAGGGAGAAAACAGAGAACUAUCACCCUGUCAGCCUAACAUCCAUAGUGGGGAAGAUGCUAGAGUCCAUUAUUAAGGAUGAAAUAGUGGCAUAAUCUAGAUAGCAGUGAUAGGAUUGGGCCAAGCCAGCAUGGAUUUACGAAGGACAAAUCAUGCUAGACUAAUCUAUUGGAGUUUUUCGAGGAUUUAACCAGGAAGUUAGACAAGGGAGAUCCAGUGGAUGUAGUGUACCUCGAUUUUCAGAAGGCUUUUGAUAAGGUCCCACAUAGGAGAUUCGUGGGUAAAAUCAAAGCUCAGGGCAUCGGGGGGAAGACAUUGACAUGGAUAGAAAACUGGUUGGCAGAUAGAAAGCAAAGGGUAGCGGUGAAUGGGUGUUUCUCGGAAUGGCAGGUGGUGACUAGUGGGGUGCCACAGGGUUCGGUAUUGGGACCACAGCUGUUUACAAUUUACAUCAACGAUUUAGAUGAAGGCAUUGAGAAUAACAUCAGCAAAUUUGCUGAUGAUACUAAGCUGGGUGGCAGUGUGACAUGUGAUGAGGAUGUUAGGAGAAUUCAGGGUGACUUGGAUAGGCUGGGUGAGUGGGCAGAUACUUGGCAGAUGACGUUUAAUGUGAAUAAGUGUGAGGUUAUCCACUUUGGGAGUAAGAACAGGAAGGCAGAUUAUUAUCUGAAUGGUGUAGAGUUAGGUAAGGGAGAAAUACAAAGAGAUCUAGGAGUCCUUGUUCAUCAGUCACGGAAGGUGAAUGAGCAAGUGCAGCAGGCAGUGAAGAAGGCUAAUGGAAUGUUGGCCUUUAUUACAAAAGGAAUUGAGUACAAGAGCAAGGAUAUCCUUUUGCAUUUGUACAGGGCCCUGGUGAGACCACACCUGGAGUAUUGUGUACAGUUUUGGUCUCCAGUGUUAAGGAAGGACAUCCUGGCUGUAGAGGAAGUGCAGCAUAGAUUCACGAGGUUAGUUCCUGGAAUGUCCGGACUGUCGUACGCAAAGAGGUUAGAGAGACUGGGCUUGUACACGCUGGAAUUAAAGAGAUUGAGAGGGGAUCUGAUUGCAAUGUAUAAGAUUAUUAAGGGAUUGGACAAGAUAGAGGCAGGAAAUAUGUUCCGGAUGCUGGGAGAGUCCAGUACCAGAGGGCAUGGUUUGAGAAUAAGGGGUAGGUCAUUUAGGACAGAGUUAAGGAAAAACUUCUUCUCCCAGAGAGUUGUGGGGGUCUGGAAUGCACUGCCUCGGAAGGUAGUGGAGGCCAAUUCUCUGGAUGCUUUCAAGAUGGAGCUCGAUAGGUAUCUUAUGGACAGGAGAAUCAAGGGAUAUGGAGGCAAGGCAGGAACCGGGUAUUGAUAGUAGAUGAUCAGCUAUGAUCUCAAAAUGGCGGUGCAGGAUCGAAGGGCUGAAUGGUCUACUUCUGCACCUAUUGUCUCACAUCUACAGAAGUUUAUCAAAAAUUUAAGUGACAUCCCGAAUCUUCGCAAACUUCCAAGACAGUGGAAGUUUUGCCUUGCUUUCUCCAUAAUGAAAAUUAUGUGCUUUUACUAUUAAGUUAGUUCAGUUAAAUUAUUAUCAAGUUAUUUGACGAUACUGUCAAAUGAGGUGCUUGAGGAUACAAGAAAUGCAAGAAAAUACAAACCAGAGAAAUCAAGAGAGCUAAAAGAGGACAUGAUGUUGCUCUGUCAGACAAGGUAAAAGCGAAUGCCAAUGGCUUCUACAGAUAUAGUAAUAGCAAAAGGAUAGCAAGGGACAAAAUAGGUCUUCUUGAAGAUCACUGUGGUGAUCACUGUGGCCAGACACAGGCUCUAUAGAACUGAGGCAAAAGAGUAGAGAGGUCAUGGACCAUAUCCAGAUUACAAACAUCCUUGCCCGAGGGUGAGAUGUCAGAGGACUGGAAGUUUGCUCAUGUUGUUCUGUUUGUUCAAGAAAGGCUCUAAGAAUGAGCCAGGAAAUUACAGGCUGGUGAGCCUGACAUCAGCAGUGGGUGAAUUAUUCAAAGGUUUUGCAAAGGACCGGAUACAUAAGUAUUUGGAUAAAGACGACUGAUGAGAGAUAGCCAUCAAGGCUUUGUGCAUGGCAGGUCAUGUCCAGAAUUACGGUUUUUGAGUUGAUAUCAGGAGGUCGAAGGUGGUGGUUGUUGUUUACACAUAGUCUUUAGGCCAAUUCCCACAUGGCCAGAAGGUUAAUUUGCUUGGGAUUCAGGAUGAAGUAGUCCAUUGGAUUCAAUAUUUGCUCAGUUCAUUGUGAGAAUAGUAGAAGCUGGUUGUCUCUCUAGCAAGAGGCCUGUGACUCGUGGUGUUCACAAGGAUCAGUGCUGGGCCUGUUGCUUGUCAUCUAUAGCAACGAUCUGCAUGCCAAGUGGUAAACUGGAUCAGCAACGAAGCUGCUGACUUCAAGAUUGUGGGUGUAAUGGACAGUGAGAAAGGCUAUCAAUGCUUGCAGUGGGAUCCGGGUCACCUGAGAAAAGGGGCUGAAAUAAGGAAGAUAGAAUUUAUUGCAGGUGGGGGUGAGAUGUUGAAUUUGGGAUAAGACUCACAUAGUCAAUGUUAGGGCUGUGAGGUGUACGGUAGAACCACGGGACCUGGAAAUACAGAUCCACAUUUUGAAUCUGAUUUCAAAGUAAUGUGUGCAGUUCUGGUCACCUACUGAUAGAAAAGAUAUCAAUAAACUUGAAAGAAUGAAGAGAAAAUUUACGAGGAUGUUGCCGGGACUUGAGGACCUGAGUUACAGGGACACUUUGAAUCCUUUAGGAAUUUAUUCAUUGGUGUCUUUAGUGGGAAUGAUGAAAUAUUUAAGAAGAAUCUGAGGGGGAUCUUCACUCUGAGGGUGGUGUGAGUGGAAUGAACUGCCAACGGAAGUGGUAGAUGCAAAUUCAGUUGCAACAUUUAGGAAAAGUUUGGAUCGGUGGAUGAGAUGAGAGAGGUCUGGAGGAUAUGGUCUGGGUGCAGGGAGAUGGAAACGAGGCAGAGGAGCAGGCUGGCAUGGACUAGAUGGGCCGAAUUUCCUGUUUCUAUGUAGUGCUCCAUGACUCAAUGAACAACACCCCCCAUACAAUAAAUGUCAAUGUGCCAUUGGCCCUCCUAACUACUGCUGCCCCUUUCUGCAGUCAGAGAUAGCAACACCCGACGGUGGACCAGUGUGACUGCACACUUGCAUCUGUGUGUAUAAACAUCUUUGUGUCUUUCAUAAAAUUCUCUCUAAAUUCCUUCUCCAUUACAGACCCUGUACAUGGUCCAAUCCCCGUUAUUGACCCAUUACCAACCUGACCGUGGGUUUAUCCUGUGUCCACUCCCCAUCUAAUGCCUGCUGUCCAUUACAGAUGAUCUACACCUUCCACUCCACAAUACUGACCCAUUAUAAACCUGGCGACAGUAAUCCUGUGACUAUUUCCUCUCCAGCACCUGUGUCCAUUCCUGUCCCUCUGCUCAAUACUGACCCAUCACUGUGGUUGUUAGAGGAGGCUCACUGACUGGGAACAAUAGGCUCUUCAUUGCAGAGGCUCAGGAUAGAUGUUGUUUGUUUGCUUUGCAUACUUUUUCAAAACAUGCAUCAACUGUUACACCGCACAGUUCUGGUUUUAUUGCUUCGAGAAGCCAGUGUGGAAAGUAGUCGUUGACCUGUUGCUGUGUCUGACACCACUCACAGCAGAGAGUGAGGAGAUCGUAGGUGGUCCCAUCUCCCUCCAGUUCACCCAGCAACACCUCAUCGGGAGUCACACAAUGUCUCCAGCUGAACUGAGGGUUGUGCUGCUGAUCCUGGGUUUUCUGGUCACAGACUCUGCACUCGGUGAUCCGUGUGUAACCCACACCAUCCUGGAUCAGCCCUGGAGGAGCACAGAUUGUUCCAACACUGAGUGUACCGGUGGAAAUCUUGAAGUGGGAUGGUACAGAUUUAACAGUCCUGGAGGAUGGAAGAUUCCCGAGACGGUCGUUCCACUGUAUCGCUGCUCAGGGGAGCUACCAGGCUGGUUACACGGUUCCCACCCCAACGUGGGAGAGGGGGAGGUGACCAGGACCAUCUGCUUCACUGCAAAAAAAAACAUCUGUUACUGGAAACGGCAGAUCAGGGUGAAAAACUGCUCCGGUUACUUUGUAUAUCGACUGAAGCCGACCUGGAAUACUGCUGUGUACUGUACAGACAGCAGAAUCAAAAGUCUGAAAGCAGAUACCACCAGGCUCAAGGACGGCUUCUACCCCCACUGUCAUCAGACUCUUGAACAGACAUCUUGUACGAUAAGAGGAUCUGUCCUGGGACCAGUAUUCACAGACUCUGGACUCGGUGAUCCGUGUGUAACCCACACUGUCCUGGAUCAGCCCUGGAGGAGCACGGAUUGUUCCAACACUGAGUGUACCGGUGGACAAUGGAUGGAUGAUGGAAAUCUUGAACUGGGAUGGUACAGAUUUAACAGUUCCGGAGGAUGGAAGAUUCCCGAGACGAUCGUUCAACUGUAUCGCUGCUCAGGGGAGCUACCAGGCUGGUUACACGGUUCCCACCCCAACGUGGGAGAGGGGGAGGUGACCAGGACCGCCUGCUUCACUGCGAAAAAAAACAUCUGUUACUGGAAACGGCAGAUCAGGGUGAAAAACUGCUCCGGUUACUUUGUGUAUCGACUGAAGCCGACCUGGAAUACUGCUGUGUACUGUACAGAACCACAGUCGGACACAACUCGGGAACCCCAGGGAUUGGUGACCGGAGAGCCUGGUCCAGGGUUGACCACCAGCCCAGCAGGGUCUGUGAGCUCAGGUACAGAUUCCCAGUCAGACACAACUUGGGAAGCCCAGGAAACAACGACAGGAGAGCGUGGUCUGGGUUUGACCAGCAGCCCAGCAGGGUCUCUGAGCUCAGACCUGGAGACUUCAACACUGGAUCAGUCUACAGGAUUGUCUACUGGAGAACACACCCAGGAACUGUCCUCUGUCCCAGCGGGAGACACAUCCUCAGAUUCCCUGUUGGUCACAACUUGGGAACCCCAGGAAGCAACAACAGGAGAGCCUGGUCCAGAUCUGAAGGUUUCCACAGUGGAUCAGCCCGAAGGCUCGUCUACAGGACAACCCACCCCAUCACCAUCCUCUGUCUCAGUGGGAGAGAGAUCCUCAGAUUCCCAGUCGGACACAACUCAGGAACCCCAGGGGUCUGCGACUGGAGGACCUGGUCCGGGUUUGUCCACCACCCCAGCAGGGUCUGCAAGCUCAGAUCCUGGGACAUCCACAGGGAAACAGUUUUCCAAGAAAAUGUCUUCUGUCCCAGGAGGAGGGAUAACUUCAGAUCCUGGGACUUCCACAGGGAAACAGUCUGAAGGAUCAUCCACUGGAGAUUUUUCCCAGGAAACAUCUUCUAUCCCAGCUGGAGGGGCAACGUCAGGUCCUAGAACUUCCACAGGGAAACAGUCUGAAAGGUCAUCCACUGGAGAUUUUUCCCAGGAAACUUCUUCAGUCCCAGCUCGAGAUACAGCCUCAGAUCCGUUGAAUUCCAAAGGGACCAGCCAGAAGCCGUCCUCUGGCCCAGAGAAAGAGACGUGCUCAGACCUGGAGGCUUCCACAAUGGAUGAGCCCACAGUAUCAUCUACAGGACAACCCACCCCAUCACCAUCCUCUGUCUCAGCAGGAGAGAUGUCCUCAGAUUCCCAGUUGGACACAACUCGUGAAACAAAGGGAUCAGUGAUUGGAAAACCUGGUCCGGGUUUGAUCACCACCCCAACACGGUCUGCAAGCUCAUGUACGGAUACCCAGUUGGACACAACUCGUGAACCCCAACGAACAGCGACUGCAGAACCUGGGCUGGGUUUGACCACCACCACAGCUGGGUCUGUGAGCUCUGUUACAGAUUCCCAAUCAGACACAACUCAGGAGCCACAUGGAUCAGCGUUGGGUGAUUUUGAUCAGAGCUUAACCGACACCCCAACAGGCUCUGUGAUCUCAGUUACAGAUUCCCAGUCAGAAACAACUUGGAAAACCCAAGGCUCAGUGACAGGAGAACCUGAUCCAGGUUUGACCACCAUCCCAGCUGGGUCUGCGAGCUCAGAUGCAGAUUCCCAGUCGGACACAACUCAUAAAAUCCAAAUUACAGCUACUGGAGAACCUGGUCCGAGUUCCACUACCACACCAGCAGGGUAUGCAAGCUCAGGUGCAGAUCCCCAGUCAGACACAACUCAGGAAGCUGAGGUAUCAGCGAUGGGAGAACAUGAUCCAGGAAUGACCACCACUCUAGUACGGUCUAUGGGCUCAGGUACAGAUUCCCAGUUGGAGUCAACUCAAGAAGCACUUGGAUCAGCGAUGGGUGAUUUUGCUCAGAGCUUAACCAGCACCUCAGCAGAAACCCUGAGCUCAGGUACAGAUACCCAGUCAGACGCAACUCAGGAGACCCAGGGAUCAGCGAAUGGAGAACCUGGUCCGGGUUUGGCCAUCACUCCAGAAGGAUCUGCAAACUCAGUCACAGACUCUGCAAUCAGUGAUCCAUGUGUAACCCACACCGUCCUGGAUCAGCCCUGGAGGAGCAUGAAAUGUUCCAACACUGAGUGUACCGAUGGACAACAGACGGGUGAAGGAAAUCUUGAUUUGGGAUGGUACAGAUUUAACAGUUCCGGAGGAUGGAAAAUUCCUGAGACGGUCGUUCCACAGUAUCGCUGCUCCGGGAAGUACCCAGGCUGGUUAAACGGAUCCCAUCCCAAUGUUGGAGAGGGGGAGGUGACCAGGACUGUCUGCUUCACCUGGGAUACAUUCACCUGUUACGGGAGCCAAGAGAUCAGAGUGAAGAACUGCUCCGGUUACUUUGUAUAUUGGCUGGGACCCACACCCUGGAGUGAUGCUGUGUACUGCACAGAUCCCCAGUCAGAUACAACUCGGGAAUGUCAGGCAUCAAAAACUGGAGAACCUAGUCCAGAUUUAUCCUCCACUCCAGCAGAGUCUUCAAGCUCAGAAUCUGAUCUCCAUUCAGACACAACUUGGGAACCCCCGGCAUCAACAACCAAAGAACCUAAUCCAGAUUUAUCCUUCACUCCAGGGUCUUCAAGCUCAGAAGCAGAUCCCCAGUCAGACACAACUCAGGAACCCCAGGGAUCAGCUACUGGAGCCCCUGUUUCAGGUUUGACCAUCACCCCAGCUGGAUCUGUGAACUCAGACCUGGAGGCUUCCACAAUGGAUCAGCCCGAUGGAUCGUCUACAGGACAACCCACCUCAUCACCGUCCUCUGUUUCAGCGGGAGAGAGAUCCUCAGAUCCCCACUGGGACACAACUGAGGAACCCCAGGGAACAGCGAAUGGAGAACCUGGUCUGGGUUUGACCACCACCCCGGAACGAUCUACAAGCUCAGACCAGGAGACUUCUAUAGGGGAACAGCCCAAAGGAUCAACUACUGAAGGGCAUAUGCAGAAACCGUCCUCUGCCCCAAUGGAUACCUCAGGAGAAGAGGACGGGUGGAUUGACGUGCAGGUGACAGCGAGGGGAGACAUGAGUGAGGAAGAAGUGCGGGAAGCCAUUCGAAACAAGCUCCGGGAGAUGUUCGAUGAUCCGGAUCCUCAGAUCGAGCUUGUGCAGUGCACGUCGGAGCCUCCAGAGGAGUGAGGGAGUGAUCCGUCAACGAGUGAAGGAGUCUGCAGUUCCAUCUCCCUGACUCUUUACAUCCUCUCCCUUACUCCAGCCUGCCUUUCGACAAGUAUAAGGCUCACAGAGCGUUAAUCCUAAGAGAGCCUGAGAUGUUGCUACACUCUGCUGAUUCCCCAUUGUGCUGCAGCCUGCGAGCUUUCAGUUGCUCACAUUGUGAAGUACGAUCCCAUUGAGUAGUGACGCCAGAAGCCCAGAACUGAGAGUGAGCACACAGACCCAGCCUGUUCCAGGUGGAGCAGAUCCUCCGAAUGAUGAGAUCAAUCACAGAACAUCCCGGGUACGGUCCCCGUAAACACCGACAGCCCUCACUACAGGACCAGGUCGGUGUGAGACGUCACACACCUUCCACAGUGUACGGUCCGUAAACACCGACACCCCUCACGACAGAACUGGGUCAGUGUGAGACGUCACACACCUUCCACAGGGUACGGUCUGUAAAUACCAACACCCCUCACUACAGGACCGGGUCGGUGUGAGACGUCACACACCUUCCACAGUGUACGGACCGUAAACACCGACACCCCUCACUACAGGACCGGGUUGGUGUGAGACGUCACACACCUUCCACAGUGUCCGGUCCGUAAACACCGACACCCCUCACUACAGGACCGGGUCGGUGUGAGACGUCACACACCUUCCAGAGUGUCCGGUCCGUAAACACCGACACCCCUCA
This is a messenger RNA of Hypanus sabinus (Atlantic stingray), 13349 nucleotides long. RefSeq names its product mucin-5AC-like. The record is from RefSeq and is a predicted model, not a curated record. NCBI's taxonomy places the organism in Eukaryota, Metazoa, Chordata, Chondrichthyes, Myliobatiformes, Dasyatidae. The transcript has 29 exons. The coding region runs from base 8585 to 12634 and encodes 1349 amino acids.